Neoarius graeffei (lesser salmon catfish) is the source of this 1682-nucleotide messenger RNA. It is a transcript of the gene carm1l, whose product is annotated as coactivator-associated arginine methyltransferase 1, like. Lineage: Eukaryota; Metazoa; Chordata; Actinopteri; Siluriformes; Ariidae. Gene Ontology annotation, molecular function: protein-arginine N-methyltransferase activity. Bases 108 to 1484 code for a protein of 458 amino acids. The record is from RefSeq and is a predicted model, not a curated record. The transcript has 13 exons. Gene Ontology annotation, biological process: peptidyl-arginine methylation.
UCCAUUUCAUUUCAGCUUGCCCCACUCAACGCCACAGCAGUACAGUUUUUUAAGCAUGAAAUAAUGUAGGUGCCUGACUGCAUUAGUAAGUGUGUAGGUUCUAAAAGAUGGGCAGCAGUGUGGAACAGAGCUGUUUCUGUGUCACUCUGAGCUUCCUGAAGGACACUGAGGAAGACUCUGAGCUGCAAGUGUCCACACGGAGACAGCAUCAGGAUCUCACACUGAAGAUCAACAGAGAGAUGGAGGACAUCACCGUUACAGUAGAGGACAGUGAUGGAGUCUGUGUCUUUAAGUUCUCCAUUAUGAGGGAGACAGAGUGCUGUCGAGUGGGAACUCAGUGCUUCCUUGUAACUGUGGGUUGUGUGAGCAUCCUACUGCAGUUCAAGACACGGACAGAGUUUCAGACCUUCCAUGGAACGAUAAGGGCAUGGAUUGACAGAGGAAGAGAGCUGUCGGUGUUCGACCAGAGGACAGAGAACUCAUCUGCCCUCCAGUACUUCCAGUUUUAUGGCUGUCUUUCGCAGCAGCAGAACAUGCUUCAAGAUUACCUGAGAACAGCCACAUACCAAAAAGCCAUCUUACUGAAUGACAUUGACUUCCGAGAUAAAGUGGUGCUCGAUGUUGGCUGUGGAACAGGGAUUUUGUCUUUUUUUGCCAUCCAGGCUGGAGCUAGGAAAGUGUAUGCAGUGGAGGCCAGUUCCGUGGCCAAAUAUGCAGAAGUACUAGUGAGGAGUAAUGGAUUGGCGGACCGAAUCAUUGUGCUUGCUGGGAAGAUCGAGGAGGUGUCCUGCCCUGAGAAAGUGGACAUCAUCAUCUCGGAACCCAUUGGCUACAUGCUUCUCAAUGAGAGGAUGCUGGAGAGUUAUUUACACUCCAAAAAAUGGUUGAAGCCCAAAGGUAUGAUGUUCCCCACCUUCAGUGAUAUCCAUCUGGCUCCAUUUACAGAUGAGCAGCUUUAUUUAGAGCACCAUGCACGCUCCAACUUCUGGCUCCAGACCUCUUUCUACGGGGUAAACCUGAGUGGACUCCAUCCUGCAGCCAUGGAUGAGUUCUUCAGACAGCCGAUUGUGGAUACGUUUGAUACCCAGAUUCUGAUGGCCAGGUCUGUAAAACACAGCAUUAACUUUAUGGAAGCAAAAGAAGAAGACUUGCACAGGAUGGAAAUUCCCUUUGUCUUCAAACUCAUGCAGUCAGGACUAGUUCAUGGACUUGCGUUCUGGUUUGAUGUGGCGUUUGUAGGAUCAAGGACAACAGUGUGGCUGUCCACUGCGCCACAUGAGCCACUGUCCCACUGGUACCAGGUCCGAUGUCUCCUACAGACUCCUCUGUUUGCCAAAAUAGGCCAGACACUCUCUGGACAGGUUCUACUGAUUGCUAACAAGAGGCAGAGCUAUGACAUUCAUAUCACAGCUGUAAUUGAUGAGUCUGGCUUUAAAUCUGGCAACACAUUGGACCUUAAAAACCCCUUCUUCCGGUAUGCUUGAAUCGUCAUUUGUUGCUGGGAUUUUCAAUCUGCUCUGAAAUCCUUACUCAGUUCCCUAGAAAUAGCCCCUGCAAGCUCAGAUAAUCAGUUACAAUGCACGUUUUACUACACUUAAGAGUGUGUUGUGAAGUCUGUAUCCUGCAAAAUUGUUUUUGUGCAACUUGAGUACAAAUAAAAUACAAUUAUUUGUCAUACAGAA